Molecule: messenger RNA, 3852 nt
Organism: Aspergillus bombycis
Lineage: Eukaryota; Fungi; Ascomycota; Eurotiomycetes; Eurotiales; Aspergillaceae
Exons: 12
Coding region: 1-3852 (1283 amino acids)
Biological process (GO): nucleoside metabolic process; metal ion transport; transmembrane transport
Cellular component (GO): membrane
Molecular function (GO): catalytic activity; metal ion transmembrane transporter activity
Source: RefSeq, a predicted model, not a curated record
AUGGAUUACAAUAUCACUGGUGCCAAUCCCAAGUUCUUGGAUCCGACACACCGGGUUAAAACCGGAGACUUUCGAGACGCAUUUGCUCGUGAAGCAACCAGGCGUCGGAACGAGGCACGGACGAGUAAAGGUCCACUUUUUAAUGGGAAAGGUGUCCAUACCAAGCCAUAUAAUGAGCGAAAACGCCCUUCAUGGAUUCCGUGCUUUAGUCGUACCACUGAGGACGAAGAGCGCCCGAGGGGUAAGCUGAGCAAGCAGUCUGAUGAGCAUUCCGACCUGCGUGUACAUAGGAUGCGAAUACCAAUUGCAUGGAGUCGCAUUCCCAUUGGUGGUGAAAAAGACACCCUGUUCCUAGCCAUGGAUGAAAACUCACAGUUGGGAAGCCCCGGCCUAGGAAGCCGAACUCUUCAUUGGGUACACAUGCAACAUUGUAAAGGAAUUGAAUUCGAUACAUUCAAGUCUACUGCAUUGGACGGAAUAGACCUUCCGCUGAAUGCAAAGAAUAUGAUAAAAAGCUGGAUUUCAGAUAUUUAUUCGCUUCAAGCGCAGCGGAUAUUUGGCGGAAAAGCUCUGGAUUCAUGUUUCCAAAAACAAAGGCUGUCUUCUGUAAGUGGACAGUCUCUUGUUUGUGCGUUCUUCGCCGUUCCCUACCUGCUCCUCAGCGAAAACUGUCAGUCUGUAGCGGAUAAAAAGGCCAAUACGGAUUUGCAUCCUAUCCGAGCAUUGGUCCAAUCAGCGUAUCGGACCGACUCUUCAUUCACUCGUGAAAAAUCGCAGGCGGUCCGCAAAGUGCUAGAUUUAGAGGGGAAUGCCCUGGUCUACGUCCCUCAGCUAUGGGGCUUGAUCAUCGGAGAUUAUUACUUAGUAACCUGCGCUGCAAGUCAGCUUCAUACCCAUCGACAGAGUCCAAUCCUCCCUCUUCCCCUGGAGAAAUUUCCUCCAACGAUGCGUCUGGUACAUGAGGAUGGCAGCACCUUUUAUCUCAAUCUAAUGGAAUGCCCCACAUGGUUUGAUUUCGUGAUCCGGAUUCAUCACAUUUACUCAUGUUGGCUAAAGAGGCAUAUCGACGCCGAGAAAUGCAGGUUCUGCGAUGCAGAGACAGGCGAGGCCCUGACCGCUGCCUCCUGGCCUUCUCUUUUGUAUAAAGCAAGGGCAUACGGUGUUUGCGUCACCGUUAUUGUUGUACUCAAUACACAACAGAUAGUCCCUCCUGAACUGGACCACGAAAAUGAGGCAUACUUUAUCGAACCGGACACCGAUACAAGGACAUGGGUGAGGGUUUCAAAAAGGUUUAUAGACGUGGAAACAUUGGCAGCGUUUAAUCUACCGUGGGAGGAGGACAAGAAUGACUCGACAAUGAUCAUAAUCAAGACCUACUUAGAUGUCGAUUUCACGGAGAUUCUGUUUGAGCAUACCCGGAGAUCCCGAAGGAUGAGAGAAGAAGAUGAAGUACGUGACUUGCCAGUGAAUGAACCUGAGGAUGGUAAAUCUGUUCGCGACCACAAAGAUAGACAUCAAACUGGUCCUGCCUGGCAUUGGCCUGGCUGCUAUGAAAAGGACCCCGCCGACGAGUUGAGAAGGGCCGAAGGAGAAAUGUUUUGGGCUCCAAAAUCAUCUUGGCUGGAUGGCUUGAGUGCAGAGGUUGACAACUGCGAGAGUCCUGAUUCAACCCAUGAUCCUUCGGGUGCGUCGAUCAAUUCCUCUAGGCUGUCUACGGAUAGCCGACCUCAAACAACUAUCCCGCCGUACCUAUCGUGGCCACUAGCUUCGGACGUAUCUGCGCCGUCCCGCAGUCAAGGUCAGAAAGCAGUGACGCGGGUACCCGAAUCACAGAAAGCACGUCAUUCGAAGCGUGAUUCCCCUUUGGUCCCUGUCAAAUUUCUGUACGCAGUGCUUCAAGAAGAAGAAGCCUUUAAAGAGCUUCCAAGGUCCAAGAAAGCAGAUCUAGUUGAAUUGCAAAUGUCAUUCUUCGGUGGGAUGCCAACUGCGAGUUACCAUCCGGAAAUUGCAUUAUGUAACACUCUCUGCGAUGUGGUCGAUCACUUUCUCCCAGACGGGAUGGAAUGUUUGCUGAAAGAUAAGAUCUACGGAGGGCUUCAUACGAUUCUCAAAGAGUGUUUUAAAGCCUCUGAGGGUACAAAGCUCAUCAGGCUACCGCUCCUCAAGGACUUUACCGACCGGUCUUUGAAGCUGUUAAAGCUUUCUGGUGAAAUCCGUGCAGGUAUCCAGACCGAUACGAGCCGCCUACUUCUUCUUACAGCUCAUAUAGACUGUUUAAAGGAGUUAUGUAGGGCCAUUAGCCAGCUAUGUUGUUCUAUCCAACAAUCAUUGUCGCCCGAACCAGAUUAUAUGGGGACCCGACCAGAAACAAGUCACCCAAAUCCAGAUAGCCUACACAAAACUUCAGACUUGGAUAUCCGCACAGACAACAUUUCCAUGGCAGUAUCCAAAAUAGAGGACCAAAAGCUCUAUCGGAGUACAUCCCCUCAGUCAGGAGGUACAGGAUCUUGGGAGGGUGACAUUCCUGCCCCAUCUCAUGGACCGCCGAGUCGUGCUGCUUCUGUCCUAAGCGAGCGUAGUAUUGGAACUACAACCUCCCCACGAAGGUGGAGAAAGGUUCCUCGAAACUGGGCUCCGGAUGACACUGAGAGCGAUACAGAGCCUGAAAAUACAAGGAAUCCCUGGGUUGACGGAUGCCAAGCGCUUAAAAGAGCCGAAGAUCUACUGAUUGAAUCUAAGUAUUCGAUCAUCUGCACGCUAAUAGAAACAAACCCUUUAGAUAUUGAUGAUUAUUUCGGUGUCGGACCGUCCCGUAUUGCAUCUUCGAUUUUUGAACACAUCUGCUUUGGACUGAGUGACCUGGAAGGCGCAGGGUCUUUUCGUCUUGAGGAAGUCUAUCGGCAAUAUUCUUCCCAGCUGAGAAUCAAAGUGAGAGACAAGCCUACUCGAACCUUGCUAGAUGACCUGGACCUUCUUGAGGAGGAGUUGGAAAGCAUUCUCGCGGUAAUUGAGAAGCAGAAGACGCUACUGCGAAGUUUCACGUCCUUCGUCGACGACCAUAUGUCCAAGUCCAAAAGAGGCCCGAAAGAUGUACUCCAGAACUGUAUCCGGGAACUAGAUGACAAGGCAGCUCUGUACAGUGAGAUGAACUUCAGCAUUGAACAGCUAAGGAGAAGAGUGGUACGUCAAGUUGAUCUCCAACAAGAUAAUAAUAGCAAGGCGAUCCUUGUCUUUACUAUUGUCACCGUUGUAUUCCUACCGUUGUCAUUCAUGACGAGCUAUCUCGGUAUGAAUACUCGUGACAUAAGGGAUAUGGACCGAGAUCAGUGGCUGUUCUGGGCAAUUGCUGCUCCUCUUACGCUGUUCAUUGUCGGCGUGUGCAUGGUCGUUGCUUAUGAGGGUGAAAGGAUACGCGAUGUGAUUACUGAAAAUGACACGAACAAAAGAAAGAAGGAUGUGGUCUCGGGGCCGGAGACCGGCAACUCCCCGGAUGCCAAUGAAGAAUACACGAUAGGUUGGGUCUCAGCUGCCCCUAUUGAAAUGGCUGCAGCAAAGGGGAUGCUAGAUGAAGAGCAUGGGAAUCUGCAGACGCCUCCACAGGAGGCUGAUCACAACACAUAUCUCCUGGGAUCGAUGCGUGGAUUCAAUGUUGUGAUUGUUUGCUUACCGAGGGAUGAACUGGCCGCUAGCUCUGCAGCCGUUGUAGCAACAGACAUGUUGUUCGUAAUACCUCACUACGAUGAUAAUGACACGCGCGACAUCUGCUUAGGGGAUGUCGCAAUAGCCAGGAUGGAAGCAGAGUACCAGACUCGUGAGAGCAAGACCUGUCACUACAUUCACUGGAAUUGUUGA